This is a messenger RNA of Suillus subalutaceus, 1326 nucleotides long. RefSeq lists its product as uncharacterized. The record is from RefSeq and is a predicted model, not a curated record. Lineage: Eukaryota; Fungi; Basidiomycota; Agaricomycetes; Boletales; Suillaceae. The transcript is spliced from 4 exons. The coding region runs from base 1 to 1326 and encodes 441 amino acids.
AUGCAUCUCAUUUGGGAAAAUGUCAUUAAGAACCUUAUCUUGCUUUGGACUGGCGAAUUCAAAGGCCUGGAUGCUGGUUCCGAGGAUUAUGAGAUUGCGGAAAGUGUCUGGAAUGCUGUAUGCCAGGCAGGUCCUGAUUCCGGAUCUUUUAUACCCUCGGCAUAUGGUGCUCGACCACCUAAUCCAGCCACCGAACGGAGUAUGUGCACUGCCGACUCAUGGUCAUUUUGGAUGCAAUACCUUGGCCCUGUUCUCUUGUACCGAAAGUUCUCAAAGCCAAAGUACUAUAGGCACUUUUUGAAGCUUGUUCGCAUGGUCCGGGUUUGUCUGCAGUUUGAACUGUCAAAAACUGAUGUCAAUGAUUUGCAAACGGGGUUUGCUACUUGGGUUGAAGAAUUCGAACUGCAAUUUUCUGGAAUUUACUACCAACACAACCCGGAACGUCUCUCAACAUGCCCCAUCACCAUACAUGCACUUCUGCACAUAGCAGAUAGUAUCGAAGAGGCUGGACCAGUAUGGACUAGUUGGGCAUUUCCUAUGGAGAGAUUUUGCGGGCAGAUGCAACCAGCAAUCACUAGCAAAUGUUACCCCGAUGCAUGCAUGGCUCGUUACAUUAUCGAACAUGCCCAACUGACACAAGCAGCACUUAUUCAUGGUUUCACCGAAGCUAUCACACUGCAACCAUCUCGGUCAGGAGACAUAGCUGGCCAUUUCAAGCACAAGUCAUAUCCACGGAGAACAACCAGCGUGAUGCCACUCGAGUCGGUAAUGCUCACGCGGAUCUUCAAGGCCCUCGCUACUCGGUUUGAUGUAUCAUUGGCAAUUGUUCAUCAGCAUAUCGAAGCAGUGUCUAUUGAGCAAUGGGGCAAGGUCCAACGACUUGAUGGUGGCGACACAAUGCUUGCAGCAGGGCUUACAUCACACCAGCGUGAUUCACAAGAUGCAACAUUCGUGCGAUAUGAGAUUCUCGUGGACAAAUAUGCCCAUCGACGCAACCUACCACCCACUUACGAGAAACAAACAUUCUAUGGAUGUCUACAUCAUAUUUUUGUCGUUCUCGUUCCACAUACUCCAGCACUCAAAGUCGAUAGGCCAACAACCAUCUUCCUCGCUGCAUUGUCAACAUGCAAACUUGAACCCACCCCUUCAAGCCUGUCUUCCCUCAACAUUCACUUUUACAGCAACCUCAAUGAUACCUUAGAUAUUGUGGAUAUCGUUUGCUUGCAAUGUCUCGUCGGCCGCGUCCCUAUUGAUAUCGAUGGAGGACAGAAGUGGGCAAUCAUUGACCGAAGUGGAAAUCUUGCUCGUGCAGUUUUUGAGGAUUGA